Rhopalosiphum padi (bird cherry-oat aphid) is the source of this 295-nucleotide messenger RNA. RefSeq names its product small integral membrane protein 8. Bases 41 to 295 code for a protein of 84 amino acids. The transcript has 2 exons. The record is from RefSeq and is a predicted model, not a curated record. Lineage: Eukaryota; Metazoa; Arthropoda; Insecta; Hemiptera; Aphididae.
ACGAUUCCAUCUCGAGGUGGUGAACAAUCCGUUCCAAGUAAUGAAAGAUCGGCAAACCGCACCAGGAGAUGGUAUUAGAUCUCUAAAAACUUCCAGAGUGUUUCGGAUCAUCAACUUUGAACUCUAUUCAAAACCGAAUAAAGUGAUCAUGGCAUUAGGACUUGUAUCAAUAUCAUUCACUUUUGGAUAUCUGGUAUAUAUGAGACACCAAUAUGAAAAAAUGGGAUAUUACCCAGCUGUUGCUGAAGAUGGCCGUCAUGAAGUAUAUAAACAAAGACAAUCCAAAUGGGAUUGA